Molecule: messenger RNA, 957 nt
Organism: Periophthalmus magnuspinnatus
Lineage: Eukaryota; Metazoa; Chordata; Actinopteri; Gobiiformes; Gobiidae
Product: olfactory receptor 51L1-like
Exons: 1
Coding region: 1-957 (318 amino acids)
Biological process (GO): G protein-coupled receptor signaling pathway
Cellular component (GO): membrane
Molecular function (GO): G protein-coupled receptor activity; olfactory receptor activity
Source: RefSeq, a predicted model, not a curated record
AUGAAGAAUGUUACGCAAAAUCCUGCGUAUUUCCAUUUAACGCUUUUUGGAGAUUAUGGGCGUCUUCGAUAUCUGUUUUUUAUGUUGUCUUUGUUGAUCUACAUAAUGAUAAUCUCUGCUAACAUGGUCAUUAUAAUCAUUAUUAUGUUAGAAAGAUCUUUGCACCAGCCAAUGUACAUCUUUAUCUGCUGUUUAUCUGUGAACUCUCUGUACGGCUCUGCUGGAUUCUUCCCCAGGUUUUUGGUCGAUCUUUUGUCAGACACUCACUUUAUUUCACGUACUUCCUGUUUUAUUCAAAUUCAUGUUAUUUACACAUACGUUUCAUGUGAGUUUACAAUACUUGGAGUCAUGGCUUACGACAGGUUUGUGGCCAUCUGUCAGCCUCUGCAUUAUCACACUAAAAUGACCAUAAGGAAAGCAGUGUUUCUGUGGGGAAUUGCUGUUGUUUACCCAGUAUUCACAGUGACUUAUGCCUUGGUCCUCACUAGUCUACUCUCCUUGUGUGGGAACGAAUUGCCUAGGAUUUUCUGUGCGAAUAGAGCAGUGGUACACCAUUCCUGUGGGGAUGUCACACACAGCGUGAUUGUUGGUUAUAUAAUUUUCUUCACAACAAUUUUUGUCCCUUUGUUUUUUAUCUUGUCCUCAUAUGUGCAAAUUCUCAUCGUGUGCAAAAGGGGCAGCGCUGAACUGCGAGGAAAGGCUUUGCAAACUUGUCUUCCACAUUUAGUGACUUUUGUGGUGUACUCCUGCUCUGUUUUUGUUGAGAUGUCUAUUUCACAAUUUAACACAGGUCAAAUUAACCCAGUAGUAACAGCUAUUAUAUCGUUGGAGUAUCUAAUGGUGCCCUCCAUCAAUAAUCCUCUAAUUUACGGCCUAAAGCUGCCCAAGAUCAGAGCAGCAGUUUCUCGCCAUUUUAAAAUCAGAACUAAGAUCGUGUUGACCUCACAACCAAAAUAA